This is a messenger RNA of Acaromyces ingoldii, 1109 nucleotides long. RefSeq names its product NAD(P)-binding protein. The transcript is spliced from 5 exons. NCBI's taxonomy places the organism in Eukaryota, Fungi, Basidiomycota, Exobasidiomycetes, Exobasidiales, Cryptobasidiaceae. Gene Ontology annotation, molecular function: oxidoreductase activity, acting on the CH-OH group of donors, NAD or NADP as acceptor. Bases 163 to 1035 code for a protein of 290 amino acids. The record is from RefSeq and is a predicted model, not a curated record.
AGCGCUCGCCCGGGCCAAGGUGCGAGCCGGGCCGUGGAGCCGGUGAUCAGGGCACCCCGCUAUUUCUUCUCUGGGGGGGAAUAAGACGAGAUCGGACUCUUAUUCCCUCCUUCAUUCCCCCACCCAUCCACUCACCCGAGCAAGACAUCAGGAAACACAGCCAUGGCCAACGAACGACUGCAGCAGCUUUCCAAGCACCUGGGCGCCAACCUCGGCGGCGCCCUCCUCCAGGGCCAGGUCGCCAUCAUCACUGGGUCCGGCCAGGGCAUCGGACGGGCGGCUGCGCUGCUGUUUGCCCAGCACGGCGCACACGUCGUCGUCUCUGACCUCGACGGCGCCAAGGCCGAGGAAGUGGCCAAGGAGAUCACCGACGCCGGUGGCUCUGCCCUCGCCAUCCAAGGCAACGUCAUGGAUCCCGACUUUGGCAAAAAGACUGUCAAGGCCACCGUCGGCAAGUUUGGCAAGAUCAACCACAUUGUCAACAAUGCCGGCUUCACAAACGACAAGAUGCUCCACAACAUCGACGACGCCACCUUCCAGCAGAUGCUCGACUGCCACACCGUCGCGCCCUUCCGGCUCAUUCGCGCUGCGGCACCCUACAUGCGCAUCAAGGAGCCCGAAAAGCGCGAGAACAGGAGCGUCGUCUUUGUCUCGUCCACCUCGGGCGUCCACGGCAACACGGGCCAGCUCAACUACUCUGCCGCCAAGUCUGCCGUCCUGGGCAUGACAAAGACCGUCGCAAAGGAGUGGGGUCCCUUUGGUGUCCGAUCCAACUGUGUCGCUUUUGGAUGGAUUCAGACGCGGCUCACGGGUGCCAAGGAAGCGGGCGCAUCCAUCAAGAUUGACGGAAAGGAGGUCAAGCUGGGCAUCCCCGGCCGUGCAGGCUCUUCGGACGUCAAUGCUACGGCCGACAUUCCUCUGAGACGACCAGGCGAGCCGACCGAGGCCGGUGCGAGCAUCCUCUUCCUCGCCAGCCCCCUCGCCAGCUAUGUCAGUGGCCAGAUCCUCGAGGUGACCGGUGGACGUGGUAUCUAAUUUAUGCUGGAAGCCAUGCGCUCUAUAAAAUUACAUUGUUGUCGUUCGUGCUGGAAGCCUGUUACGCCCUCUUU